Molecule: messenger RNA, 1233 nt
Organism: Mixia osmundae IAM 14324
Lineage: Eukaryota; Fungi; Basidiomycota; Mixiomycetes; Mixiales; Mixiaceae
Exons: 2
Coding region: 1-1233 (410 amino acids)
Molecular function (GO): FMN binding; oxidoreductase activity
Source: RefSeq, a predicted model, not a curated record
AUGGAUCCAGAUGGCAAGUCGAUCGAGAAGCACUACUCGCUCUACCAGCGCGAGCAGUUCCUCAAAGGUACCCGGGGCGAGACGAGUAUCGUCAGCGCGCAGCCCACGAAACUCCAAGCGGCAACAAAGGAGAAGUUGACGGACAAAGGUUACCUCUAUGCUGUCUCCAACGCAGGCGAAGGCUGGACAGACCAAGCCAACCGACAGGCUUUCUUCAAUUGGAAAAUCAUCCCCCGCAUGCUCGUCGACACGAACGAGCGCGAUCUGUCCGUUGACCUCUUUGGUCACAAGCUGCCCAACCCUCUGCUCUUUGCGCCCAUUGGCAUCAACUCAAACUAUCAUCCCGAUGCCGAGCUCAUCCCUGCACGUGUGGCGGGUGAGCUAGGCAUGGGCUACUGCUUAUCGACGGCAGCAAGUCGUUCGAUUGAAGAUGUGGCAAAAGCGAACGGCAACGGACCGCGCUUCUUCCAACUCUACUGGCCUCAUGAUCCCGAGAUCACGACUUCGCUUCUCACGCGAGCACACAAGAGCGGCUACGAUGCAUGUAUACUCACAGUUGACACUUGGCAGCUCGGCUGGCGACCCACGGACAUUGAUGUUUCCAACUACAGCUUCUACUACGGCAAGACGGGCAAUCAGAUGGGAACGUCCGACCCUGCCUUCAUGAAAAAGUAUGGCAAAGAGCUAGAAAAAGAUCCUUCGAGGUGGAUUGACAAAGCAGUAUGGCACGGGAAAGCACAUUCCUGGAAGGAGCUCCCUGCACUCAUCAAGGAAUGGAAGAAGAUCAGCGGUGACAAACCUUUCUUGCUAAAAGGCAUUCAGUCCACCGAGGAUGCCCUCAAAGCAGUCGAAUACGGCUGUGACGGUAUCGUCGUGAGCAACCACGCAGGUCGCCAAGUCGAUGGUGCGCUAGGCAGUCUGGAUGCCCUAGCAGAGAUAGCGCCCAUCGUAGGCGACAAGCUGACCAUCAUCUACGAUUCCGGCGUACGAACGGGCGCAGACGUCUUCAAGGCUAUCGCUCUAGGCGCCAAAGCUGUUCUCUUUGGCAGACUGUGGAUCUUUGGCAUGUCCGCAGGAGGUUACGAAGGCUGUAUGCACGUCACCAAAUGCCUUCUGGCCGACCUCGACAUUCUCAUGACCGUCGGUGGAUUUCCUUCUCUGCGGGAUAUCACCCGAAAGAGCCUAAAGCGAGUUGAAGGCGUCAUGCCUGAGCCACCCGCGGCAAAGCUGUAG